AGAAGGUUCAUCCAAAUUAUUGUUAUUGUUUUUCACUUCCCUAUAAAAAAAACAACCAUCAAUGUAGUAUUAUUGAUAAAAAAGUUGUUUUUAAUCGUAUUCAAACAACGCAAAUAAACAAUUAAUGUGAAUAAAAAUUCAGUGCAAAAGUGAAGAACAACAACAAAAUAUUUCUUUGUUCGUCAGUGAAAAAUAAACUAACAAGAGAACUUCAAAAACUUUUUUUGGUAAUAGAAGAAAAUAAACUCCUUAAAAAACGGCGGGAAUUGUGGGAUAAAUUUUAUUUGUGGAACACUUCCAUUAUUAGGCAUUUAUAGUUAAAAAAUUAUUGAUCUCUUAAAUUUGUCUGUUCACUUGUGUGUUUGUGUAACACAAAAGUAUGCGACAGAUUCUGUUUUUACUUUUUAUCCUUUUAACAAUAUUUCAUGUUGGUCAAGGCUUCUGGCCGUUUUCACGUAAAAAAUCUGCUGCUUCCAUUAAGCCUAAAGAAGAAAAACGCUUGUCACCGGUGAUAUUGGUUCCCGGUGAUGGUGGAAGUCAAGUAGAUGCUAAACUAAAUAAAUCUUCAUCUCCUAUAUGGUGUGCCAGUAAAUCGGAUUGGUUUAAUCUAUGGCUUAAUUUGGAACUAAUAGUCAUACCAGCUGUGUAUUGUUGGGUUGAUAAUGUUAAAUUGUAUUAUGACAAUAUAACACGUACAACACAUAAUACACCUGGUGUUGAGAUACGUAUACCCGGAUGGGGUGAUCCAGAGGUAGUAGAAUGGAUAGAUCCUACACAUAAUAAGGCUGGUGCUUAUUUUAAGGAUAUUGCCAAUAUGUUGGUAGAUAUGGGCUAUGAAAGAAGAAAAAAUCUUCAUGGAGCUCCUUAUGAUUUUCGCAAAGCACCAAAUGAACAUAAACAAUUCUUUAUUGAUUUAAAGAAGCUAGUUGAAGAUACCUACGAGGCUAAUUAUCAAACACCUGUAACAUUUAUAACACACAGCAUGGGUAGUCCCAUGACAUUGGUAUUUCUAAGACAACAAACCAUUGAAUGGAAAGAUAAAUAUGUGGCAAGACAAAUAAGUUUGGCCGGUGCUUGGGCUGGUAGUAUAAAAGCUUUAAAAGUCUUUGCCAUGGGUGAUGAUCUUGAUUCGUUUUUCCUUAGUGGUAAAAUUUUAAAAGCUGAACAAAUUACAAAUCCCUCAUCGGCCUGGCUUUUGCCGUCGCCUCUAUUUUGGAAAAGUUCUGAAGUUUUAGUAGAGACACCAUCACGUGUUUAUACUAUGGCUCAAAUGCAGGAUUUUUUCAAUGAUAUUGGUUAUCCGACAGCAUGGGAAAUGCGUAAAGAUACCUUGCCAUAUACUAUCAACUUUAGUCCUCCAGGUGUUGAGCUGCAUUGUCUUUAUGGUGAUGGUUUGGAUACGGUAGAGAGAUUACGCUACAAAAAAGAUGACGUAAGUGAUGAUACACCCAAAUUAAUAAUGGGUAUUGGAGAUGGUACCGUUAAUAGACGUUCCCUGCAAGCUUGUCAUCACUGGGCUGGUUAUCAAACUUCGAAUAUAUCAACCUUAGCUUUAAGUGGUGUCGAUCAUAUGGGUAUUCUAAUCAAUAAAGAUGUUUUUAAUUAUAUUAAAAAUGUUUUAAAAUUAUAGAAAUUAGAACUUAAGAAAAAAAAAAUCGAACAAACCUUUUUGAACUCAGACACAAAUUUUAUUGUAAUUAGUUUUUCUUAUUUUUAUGUAGUAGUAAAAUAAUACAGGUCGACAAAAUAUAAACAAAAUGAAACCCUGAGAUCAUUUUAGACAUUUCGAAAAGAUUAAGCAGUGCUCAAUUUAAAUCUGGCUUUCAGAUGUCAUAAAAGAUUUGCUAGAUAGACAUGUCAUGGCGUUAUUAUUGCGUCUGAACAAAAGGCCAAAUUUAGCGGGAGUCUUUUCUUUAGAAAAGUAUACUUUGGUCUCUGGAUUAAACCUGUGUCUGGCCUGUGUUUGAAUUUAAAUAAUUAACAAUCGGUGAUGUAUCACUAUAUGUUGUAGUUUUUGUUUUGAAUAAUACAUUAUAAGUUGUGAGUCUGAUUGUUUCUUUUAAUGUAAUUUUAAUAAAAUUUUUUUUAAUGAUAUUGGGUUUAUAAUUUUUAAUUAUCUAAGAAUCUUUAUGUAAUAUAACUUCUUUAUAUUUUUUAAAUAAAUACAUUUUAAUUUAAAUUUUAAA
Lucilia cuprina (Australian sheep blowfly) is the source of this 2186-nucleotide messenger RNA. RefSeq names its product phospholipase A2 group XV-like. The coding region runs from base 380 to 1630 and encodes 416 amino acids. The record is from RefSeq and is a predicted model, not a curated record. Lineage: Eukaryota; Metazoa; Arthropoda; Insecta; Diptera; Calliphoridae. Gene Ontology annotation, biological process: lipid metabolic process. The transcript is spliced from 4 exons.